This is a messenger RNA of Mizuhopecten yessoensis (Yesso scallop), 2337 nucleotides long. Its product is annotated as protein rolling stone-like. Gene Ontology annotation, cellular component: membrane. Lineage: Eukaryota; Metazoa; Mollusca; Bivalvia; Pectinida; Pectinidae. The coding region runs from base 499 to 1476 and encodes 325 amino acids. The transcript has 2 exons. The record is from RefSeq and is a predicted model, not a curated record.
ACAUGUAUACAGAUAACACAUGUAUACACUCGUGCAGAAGACACGUGAGUACAGUCACUGUGCUAACAUAAACACCCGGACGUUAUAUCAAUGUAGAUAAGCUGUAGAUGUCUCUUUUAAUUUACAUUUGAAGCUUAAACUUGACGUGUGGAUAUGAUUAACGUUGUAACCAAAUAUAUCCGCCCCAUAUUGUUCGCCCGUACCUAGCUCUGUCCACAAUGAACCCGCACAGACCGGCUAAUUAUAGCUCAGAUCUCGUGCGAUCUGAUCAAUCGAUGUGCUUUUACAGUCAGCAGCGAUCGAGUUACAUUCGACCACCACCCGUUUGUGAAUGACGGGAAUACCGGCGACAUAUUUUAAUUGUUCAUGCAACGAGUCCAGUGAAGCCGAACCAUCACAUUGGAGUUGCGUACACAUACGUAUAAACCUGCUGUAUCGCAUGACGUUUGUAGGUAUAACCUCAAGUAACCCUGCCAACAGGAAGCGGGUAGUACAGAUAUGCCUUCCUGCUGCCAGCAUGUGCGUCGGGAGUUUGAGCUGAUGAACUUGGGGUUCGGUGGCGUGCGCCCGAACGACUUCACGCGCUUCCACUUUCCAUGGCCUCCCCUACUGUACGUGGUGUACCGAGUGGCACUGGCGCUUUACGCCUUGUUCUGGCUGCUUGUAACUGGUAUGGAGUUUACGGCUAAGACGGCCCACAACGACCGGAUCCACUCAUGGCCCGUGUACUUGUCUCACUGGGCGUACCUGAUUUUGACUUUGUACCUGCUCUUGUACGCAUUGGCUGUGUCCUUCCACGUUUGUCGCCGACCAAAAUACUUUUGGAGAGUUCCGUCGAGUGAUACUAAAACGGACGUCUCGCAGGAACAUACAAAUGGAACCCUCUUAACAGAAGCAACACGUUCUUCAGAAGUUUCUCCUGAAUUGAAUAAUACGGAACAUCCUUUGGUAUCAAUCCAGCCUCCUAAAGAGAAGACAUUACAAUGGUACUUUAAGGUCACGUGGGCCCUGUAUGGCGUGGUCUCUAACGCCGCAGCCAUGGUCACGCUGGUCUUCUUUUUAUACUUGUGGCCGAAGAUGAGUUACAAUGAAGGCGUCAGCAACAUGAACCUCCAGACUCACGCCAUCAAUUUUGUCAUAGUAGGACUUGAUCAUGUGCUCGGUCCGAUUCCGGUGCGAAUGUUGCACGCUUUGUACAGUGUUAUCCUAGGUCUGAUCUACCUAUUAUUUACUCUGGUUCUCCUCUGGACUGGUGACGUCAGACCCAUUUAUCCCUUCAUCCUGGAUUGGGCAAAUGAAUGGCGAACGUCACUUGUGACGUCAGCACUAUUAGUGGUAUUAGGGAUACCUCUCAUACAUACGUUUUUCUUUGUCAUGUUUAAAAUCAAGGAAUGCAUUAGUACCAAAGUGAAACAUUGCCUCGCUGAGAGGGAACUUCUCAAACGAAUCCGCAAAGAACCCGUCACAGUGCUGUAGUGACGCUUGCCUACAAGUCUAUGCAUACUUUACAAGUUGGCUUUAACUUCAAACUUGUAUCUGAUCAUGAUCAUUUUGAAUUUCAGAACAUUAAGGUUUCAUUGCAAAUUCUCAUUGGUCAAUCUUAUUUUACUAAAGGAAUGCAAGGAAUAACGUGAGGUAAUUUAUUGCUUCAUAUCUACAGUGUAUACGUCAUAUCCGGGCAAUGUGUACAUCAUAGACAGUUCAUAAUAGGGAACGGUUAUUACAUACUCAAGAUAUAUCUAAUCUCUUGCAUUUUGGAGUUUAAACCAAGAAGACAUUUUCAAGGACAUUAGUAAAAUAGAUAUGAUACUGUACUGUGGUUUUGGCGCUGUACUAAUGUUAAAUAUGUCGUUGACCAAUGAUUGACCAAUGAUUGACACCUGCUCACUCGUUAGUUUGCUGUGUCGGGUUUUACACGUGCCUAAUGAGUGUGAAUAUGCACUCACACUUUUUUUGCUUAGAAACAAGAAACAAUUGCAUUUUUCUGGUUUUGAUAAAUUGCAGUUACUUCCCCUCGUUCACUGGUCUCAAAACUGCUGGAUAACUAUAUAACUCCCACUGUGUAAAUCUUCAUAUAUGACCUUUAAAAUAACGAGCAAGAUUAAUCUGAUCAUUUAUUUCAAAAGUGAACGCUUUUAUCUAUCAACCAUCUUGCAGUCACGAAGAACAAUCUGGGGAAAAUCAAACGAGACUCCUGGAGGCGACCAUGAAAUUAAGACAUACCAUUGUGAGACCUUCCCUUGUAAGUAACGGAACCGAAAGUCGUCCAUUAUUUCCAGUUAUCUUGACAAAUCGAGUCACUCUGUCGCUUCAAACCAAUAAAAAAUCUUCCUUUUU